UGUUGUCUAUUUAUGGUUAGAAUUAGAAUAGUCAGUAAUCCGUAAUCAGUAAUCAGAAUUAGUGACUGUUUGUCAGUCAAUAGUUUGGUUGAUUGUUAAUUGUCAAGUUAAUUGGAUUUAAUUAAAUUAGAUUAAGUCGGUAUAAUGUCAACAAUAUCCGCGUCUGAAGCUCCCCAUCUCCAGCAAAUCGAUCUUACCAAAUUAAGUUUGCAACAAUUAACCUUACUGAAGCAGCAACUCGACAAGGAGCUCAAUGUAUUUCAAGAUUCACUUCAAACUUUGAAAAUAGCUCAGAGUAAAUUUCAAGAGUCUGGUUUUUGUUUAGACAAAGUCACACCUGAAGCCAAAGGUAAAGAGAUCCUCGUGCCGCUUACCGAGUCUAUGUACGUACCAGGAAGGAUGUCCGACACCGAGAACGUGCUAGUGGACAUUGGGACUGGAUAUUUUGUCGAGAAAAACGUCGAAGAUGCGAAAAAUUACUUUUCAAGACGCGUUGCUUAUGUAACAGAGCAGAUGGAGAAGAUCCAGGUGCUGGGGCUUGAAAAAAGCAAGAUCCGUGAUGCCACCAUUGAUGUUAUGAGCAUGAAGAUUCAAGGACAAAUGCAGAAAGAGGCUGCUUAAUUUUAUAUUGAGAUUUUAUUUUAUUGAUAGAUUUACGCAUUUCUUUUAAUCAAUAAAUAAUUGAUCUUUAAUUUAAA
Cotesia glomerata is the source of this 698-nucleotide messenger RNA. It is a transcript of the gene Pfdn5, whose product is annotated as prefoldin subunit 5. The transcript is spliced from 2 exons. Gene Ontology annotation, cellular component: prefoldin complex; cytoplasm. NCBI's taxonomy places the organism in Eukaryota, Metazoa, Arthropoda, Insecta, Hymenoptera, Braconidae. Bases 145 to 621 code for a protein of 158 amino acids. The record is from RefSeq and is a predicted model, not a curated record. Gene Ontology annotation, biological process: protein folding; regulation of DNA-templated transcription.